AAUGGAGCAGGAUUACAAGCCGGGUACGUUGCCAUAUCCAGAGCAGGAUGAUCGCAAAAUGUUUUGUACAUUUCACUACAAAGGCGUUUUGGUUAUUCUCAUUCCACUUAUAUUUGCUCCGAUUUUCUUUUCUCCUCCGACUCCGGCUUAUCGCUUCAUAUAUCUUGCAAUGGUAUUUUAUUCGUAUUAUUUAUUCAAUGUCAUACCAGUUGGCGCAUUGGCAUUUCUAUUUAUUGCCUUUAUGCCCCCCCUAGGAAUUAUGGACUCGAAGGUUAUAUCUAGGAGCUACUAUGCAGAUAUAAUAUUUACCACAUACGGCAGCAUAUUUAUGGGUCUGAUGAUGGAUGCUUCAAAGCUGAGCGAUCGAUUGGCAAUGAUGGUAAUCAGUGGCUGUGGCACAAACAUAAGAAUGCUUCAAUUUUGUUUCAUGAUCAUGACCGCCUCGUCGAGUAUAUUUUUCUGCAGCACAUUUAUGUGUGCAUUUUGGAUGAAGAUCGCCCAGGCUAUGUUGAAGGAAUUUGCGGACGCCGGCAUAUUGAAGAUAGUUACAGAUGAGGAGCCAUAUGAGCGGCAGUCACCGCCAUAUCCCACAAAACCAGUAAUUGGUAUAUAUCUUACAAUAGCCUAUUCCGCCACGUUGGGCGCCAUGGCAUCGCCUUUUCAAGAUCCCAAUAGCUCGAUCGUUUACAGUUUGAGGUCUACCAUGGCUGUGAAAAAUGCCGGAAUUUUGGCACUCUUUCUGGCUCCAAUGAUUGGAGGACUAAUUGUAACUGCAAUUUGGAUAAACAUAAUAUUUCUUGGCUUGUUCCCCGGCACGCUGAGGGAUGAGCUGGGUGAAACAGCCGCUGCUAAAAACACCAUGAUAGAGGCCAUAACAGACAAGAGGAAGCAAAUGGGCAAAUGGCCCAUUCAUUGUAUACUGGCUCUAUUCUUCAUUCUCCUGACGAUGGUUCUGCUGGUAUUGCGAGAUCCGCAGAUCUGGGAUAGUUGGCACGGCUGGAACAGCAAUAUACAUGGAGCCGAAAACUACUCCUCGGUGCCCAUCAUCUUGAUGUGCAUCCUGUACAUUGCCAUACCGGCCAAUUAUAUAUUUUGUCGCUACUACUGCUGCCAGCGACCCGAAAAGGAGGGGAUAGCGCCCUCCAUGGUCGGCUGGAAGCUUUUGAACCACAGUACGCCAUGGGCACAAAUGCUAAUGCUGGCCGCUGGCAAUUGUGCGAUGGCAGCCUACGAAGAUACGAAGCUAAUCAAUGUGAUAAACAAUGCGAUUGUCAGAAAGGGAUAUUCAAAAACGUCAUGCCUCUAUAUCGGAUCAAUGAUCGCCACCUAUUUGACUAACCUGAGCCCAGCGACAUCUGUGAUACGCCAUACCCUAGAGUCCGUGUCGAAUGCGGAUGAAUUAAUGAAGAUUGGCAAGGGUGGCCUGCUGGUUCCGUAUGCCACUGCCAUUCACAAUCAGUUCCUGCUGCCCGUCAGCACUUCGUCCAACACAAUUAUCUCUGGAUGGGGCAACAUUCGUCCGUUUGAGUUUAUGCUGGGAGGCGUUGUGCCCACCGUUUUUAUGACGAUUUUCAUUGCAGCCAGUACUCAUCUGAUAGGCGGCACAGCCUUUAUCGGUUAUUAGGACAAGUGAUCGUUCGACAUGUUGUUUGUGUUUAU
Molecule: messenger RNA, 1659 nt
Organism: Drosophila navojoa
Lineage: Eukaryota; Metazoa; Arthropoda; Insecta; Diptera; Drosophilidae
Product: protein I'm not dead yet
Biological process (GO): citrate transport; succinate transport; transmembrane transport
Cellular component (GO): plasma membrane
Molecular function (GO): citrate transmembrane transporter activity; succinate transmembrane transporter activity
Source: RefSeq, a predicted model, not a curated record